AUGGAGAAUGCAACUCAAGUCAACCAAACCUCAACUUCCACCACCACCACCAUCACCGCCGCCACCGUCUCCUCCUCGGCAUCGUCCACCUCAGCCUCUUCUUGGCCUUCUGCCUCAAAGGGAUGCAAGUCUCAGAAAGGUUCAAAAAGAGCUCCAAAGGGAAACAAUGGCAAUGAGGAAAAGAAAGCGGGUAAAAAUGGUGGUGGCGGUGGCGGUGGCGGUGGUGGCAGUGGUGGGGAGGAGGGAGAAGAGCACCUCACUUAUCGUGGUGUAAGAAAGAGGAGUUGGGGGAAAUGGGUCUCUGAAAUUCGUGAGCCACGGAAGAAAUCAAGAAUAUGGCUUGGAACAUUCCCGACGGCUGAAAUGGCAGCUCGAGCCCAUGACGUAGCGGCUAUAGCCAUAAAAGGAGCCUCGGCUUACCUAAAUUUCCCUCAAUCAGCACAUCUUCUUCCACAGCCAGCCACAAGAUCACCCAAAGAUAUCCAGGAAGCCGCCGCAAAGGCUGCGGUCAUGACAUAUGGCAGAGAUGGAGAAGGAGCCGAGCCCGAUAGCCAACCCAUGCUUUCUCACUCUCACUCUCACUCCUCAACCACUUUAUCAUCAGAUCAUACCCAAGAGGGAGCCGAGCCAGCUGAAAGCCAAGAAACAAUGGCUUCCGACGAUGAUACAUUUUUCGACUUACCGGAUCUUUCCCUCCACCACACCGGCCAAAACAAUGGAUUCUGUAUCGCUUCAUCAUGGCAGCUGGUGGCCGGUGUGGAUACCGGCUGCCGGCUUGGAGCCGAAGAGCCAUUUCUUUGGGAGAUAUAUUAGCUAGCUAGCUAGCCAGCUUAUAAUUAUUAAAAAAUAAUUUAAAUAAUCUUUGUAAAGUAAAAUAAAUUAAACACAAUUUCUGAAUUUACCACAUAUAUACCGUUAAAUUAUUAU
Molecule: messenger RNA, 927 nt
Organism: Cynara cardunculus var. scolymus (artichoke)
Lineage: Eukaryota; Viridiplantae; Streptophyta; Magnoliopsida; Asterales; Asteraceae
Product: ethylene-responsive transcription factor ERF038-like
Exons: 1
Coding region: 1-813 (270 amino acids)
Biological process (GO): regulation of DNA-templated transcription
Molecular function (GO): DNA binding; DNA-binding transcription factor activity
Source: RefSeq, a predicted model, not a curated record